Fusarium pseudograminearum CS3096 is the source of this 885-nucleotide messenger RNA. RefSeq lists its product as uncharacterized. The coding region runs from base 1 to 885 and encodes 294 amino acids. The record is from RefSeq and is a predicted model, not a curated record. Gene Ontology annotation, biological process: RNA methylation. Gene Ontology annotation, cellular component: mitochondrion. The transcript has 7 exons. Lineage: Eukaryota; Fungi; Ascomycota; Sordariomycetes; Hypocreales; Nectriaceae. Gene Ontology annotation, molecular function: rRNA (uridine-2'-O-ribose)-methyltransferase activity.
AUGAUCUCUCGAUGGCCGCCAUGCCUUACGGGCCGACAUAUCUGUCCAGUCUUCUCUUUGCAAAAACCGGUCAUGCCUCUUGUCCGAUGGUCGUCAUCGGGAUCUCGCUGGAAACAACGCCAGGGUCGUGAUUCCUACGCCCGUGGUGCAAAAGUUCAGGGACUUAAAAGUCGGGCGGCAUUUAAGCUCCUCGAGAUGGACUCGAAGUACAGGCUUUUCAAGGGAAGCGGACAGACAGUGGUUGAUCUUGGAUACGCACCAGGUAGCUGGUCACAGGUCGCUGUGGAGAAAACCAAACCCCACGGUCGGGUUAUUGGUAUAGACCUUAUCCCAGCCCAGCCGCCGCGUGGUGUCGCAACAUUCCAGGGCGACUUCCUUUCACCGGACGUGCAGGAAAUGGUCAAAAACUUCAUUCUCGAAAGUCACCGACGCCCACCUCCCCUACAAGAUGAGGGUGAACCCGAAAACUCUACUCCUGAUGAGGCUGCUGCACUUGAUCGGCCGAGUUAUCUUGACAUGGAACGCCAUGCCGCCCAGGAUGAGGUUGUUCUUAGUGACAUGUCAGAACCCUGGGAUCAAACCACCGGAUUUAACGUGAACACGUUGAGUAACCCGUAUCAUAGGUUGAUGAACACGAGCGGGAACGCCUUUCGCGACCAUGCCGGGAGUAUGGAUCUCUGUGCCGCCGCGCUACAAUUUGCCAGUGACACCCUGAGAUCUGGUGGACACUUCGUCUGCAAGUUUUAUCAGGGGUCUGAGGAUAGGGACUUUGAGAAGAAGUUAAGGACCCUCUUCAGCAAGUGCAGUGGUUCCAAUCAGUUGGAAAGUACCAUCAUGACGGCAGCAAUGCGCGAGAAGUUCAUUGUAGAAUUUUGUGAUACCUAG